Molecule: messenger RNA, 5236 nt
Organism: Rhincodon typus (whale shark)
Lineage: Eukaryota; Metazoa; Chordata; Chondrichthyes; Orectolobiformes; Rhincodontidae
Product: frizzled-3
Exons: 8
Coding region: 492-2495 (667 amino acids)
Biological process (GO): non-canonical Wnt signaling pathway; canonical Wnt signaling pathway
Cellular component (GO): plasma membrane
Molecular function (GO): Wnt receptor activity; Wnt-protein binding
Source: RefSeq, a predicted model, not a curated record
CAGGCCUCGUGUCGGAGGCGUGGUGCUGCCGCCGAACGGUCGGGAUGGAGAUCGGUUGGCGGUGACUGGUGAGAGAUGCUACAGGAAGACUUCACAUACACAAUGCUGCAGGUCACAAGAAUGCCCUGGAAUUUGGGGAAGAAUCUUCUGGAACAGAAUGGGAGACAUUGUGUGGGAAUGUGGUCAAUUAAUCGAUUGUCACAUGGACAACCAAAUAAAGCUGUUGAAUGCCAGAACCUAAUUUUAGUGGUCUGUUAAGGAAGCAAAAUUAUUUUCUGUGUAAAGAGAAAAAUGCUGAGAACUGCUUUUGAUGAGAUCCAGAAAGCCAUGACUGAAAGAGAGGUCAGAUCAAGUUUCAGAGUGUUCAAGUGAAUGGUGGCUUGAGCAAGCUAACAAAGGAGAUUUAAAAAACACAAACAUUCAAUCAGCAAACCUGUUUGUCUUCCACCUGUCAGCAAGUAAAGCAGUAUUUAGUGUUGAAUAUUGCUAUCAUGGCUGUGACUGUCGGAGAGAUGUUGUGGACACUUUGUGCGUUGUCUGCGCAUUUGGGACUGGGUGGUGGCCACAGUAUGUUUGCCUGUGAACCCAUUUCCCUGAGAAUGUGCCGUGAUCUGCCUUACAAUAUGACAUUUAUGCCAAAUCUCCUGAAUCACUAUGACCAGCAAACUGCAGCCCUGGCGAUGGAGCCAUUUCAUCCUCUUGUAAACUUGGAAUGUUCCCGAGAUCUACAGCCGUUCCUGUGUGCAAUGUAUGCCCCUGUUUGUACAGAGUAUGGUCGUAUUACACUACCAUGUCGUAAGCUGUGUCAGCGAGCAUAUGUGGAGUGUAAUAAGCUGAUGGAGAUGUUUGGAGUCAUGUGGCCAGAGGAGAUGGAGUGUAUAAAAUUUCCAGACUGUGAUGAAGCCUAUUCACGCCACACUGACUCUCUCUUGGGUGGUGAUCCCACAGAGGAGGCCCCAAUGGCAGUGCAGAGAGACUAUGGUUUUUGGUGCCCACGUGAAUUGAAAAUUGAUCCUGAGCUUGGCUACUCCUUCCUUGGGGUCACAGACUGUUCACCACCCUGUCCUAACAUGUACUUCAGACGGGAAGAGCUUUCUUUUGCAAGGUACUUCAUCGGUGUGAUAUCCAUCGUUUGCUUGUCUGCUACACUCUUCACCUUUCUCACAUUCCUUAUUGAUGUGAAGCGAUUCCGCUAUCCAGAACGGCCAAUCAUAUUUUAUGCAGUCUGUUACAUGAUGGUUUCCUUGGUGUUUUUUAUUGGGUUUCUUCUAGAAGACACAGUUGCAUGCAAUAGAAAUGAUCCUUCAGUUUAUAAAGCAUCUACAGUGACACAAGGUUCCCACAAUAAGGCAUGUACCAUGCUGUUUAUGAUACUUUACUUCUUCACCAUGGCAGGCAGCGUCUGGUGGGUCAUCCUGACUAUCACAUGGUUUUUGGCUGCUGUUCCCAAAUGGGGCAGUGAAGCCAUAGAGAAGAAAGCACUGCUAUUCCAUGCAAGUGCCUGGGGAAUCCCUGGAACUCUCACGAUCAUUCUCCUUGCCAUGAACAAAAUUGAAGGAGACAACAUCAGUGGUGUUUGUUUUGUCGGACUAUAUGACAUUGACGCACUGCGAUAUUUUGUUUUGGCUCCCCUCUGUCUUUACGUGGUGGUAGGUGUUUCUUUGCUACUGGCGGGUAUAAUAUCUCUGAAUCGUGUAAGGAUUGAAAUUCCACUAGAAAAAGAGAACCAGGACAAGUUGGUGAAGUUCAUGAUCCGUAUUGGGGUGUUCAGUGUACUCUACCUUGUGCCACUCCUUGUCGUAAUUGGAUGUUACUUUUAUGAGCAAGCAUUUCGUACUGUAUGGGAGACAACAUGGAUUCAGGAACGCUGUCGUGAAUAUCACAUUCCCUGCCCUUACCAGGUGACCCAGGUGAGUCAUCCUGAUCUUAUUCUCUUCCUUAUGAAGUACCUGAUGGCUCUGGUUGUUGGAAUUCCUUCUGUAUUCUGGGUCGGCAGUAAGAAGACCUGCUUUGAAUGGGCUAGCUUCUUCCAUGGACGCAAGAAGAAAGAUUCUGUAAAUGAGAGUCGCCAAGUACUGCAGGAACCCGAGUUUGCUCAGUCACUGUUGAGAGACCCCAACACCCCAAUCAUCCGCAAAUCCCGAGGCACCUCUACACAAGGAACCUCCACUCAUGCCUCCUCACAGCAACUUGCCAUCAUGGAUGACCAAAGGAGCAAGGCUGGCAGUGUCCACAGUAAACCCAGCAGUUACCACGGCAGCCUGCACAGAUCAAGAGAUGGCAGAUAUACACCAUGCAGCUUCAGAGGUUUGGAUGAACGGUUGGUGCAUGGUAGUCUGCCAAGGCUCAAUGACCAGUCCCGGCAAAGCAGCCAGCACCGCCUGAAUGACCAGUCCCGCCAAAGCAGUAUCAGGGACCUGACCAACCCAGCAACUCAUAUUACGCAUGGUACCAGCAUGAACCGGGUCAUUGAGGAAGACUGCACAAGUGCCUAAAUGUAACCUCCUUUCCAAGGCAAAGCAAAGGAGGCAAACUGUUUAACAGAAGAUGGGAAAUGCCGUUUACAGAGCAUUUACAAGAGGGAGUUUGUUUACUGGCAGUUGUUACAUUAGGUCAAUGGCAGCAAAAUAGAUAAUAGGUCUUGUUAAUUGCAGUUUCAUCUACUGUCAUUAAUGCUGGCAAGGAGGUUUAGAUAGUUGCUGACAUAAAAAAGACUUGAACUCUUCUUUGGAACAACAGAAGUUUAGAUGUAUUUCAACUGAUGCAACCAAUAUAAAGACGAAAGAGAAGGAAGUUCAAAGUGGCAUCUCAUUCCUAAACAGACUGCUGUUCAUUCUGGGUACUUUAUAAAACUGGGAGGGUAGAAAGCUUGGAUUCCUCUUCAAGGACAAUGUGAUCCAUAAUGUAAAAAAAAACUUUUUAGAUCAUUGCUGAGACAUCUUUAGAUGAACACAUACCUUAUGCAAAAUUUGAUACCAUUCUCAUGUCUACAUGAUAGUCAAAAGGAUCAUUGUUUGGAACUGUUUUUAUUAUGUUUAUGGCUGCAAUGGUAAGAACAUUAAUAGCAAACCUGUUAGUUUUCAGAACUCCCAUCUCUAAGAUUAAAUUCUGUUAUUAGAAACUGGAUGCACGGUAUGAAAGAAACAAUGAAAUGAUGUGAUAAAGUGUAAAAAUACGUUGUAUGUACUUGAAAUGAGGUGGGUUUUGUAAAGGGGCUGUUGCACAGUUUUUUGUUUAGUUUUUAUUUGGGUCAGGACGUUGCAGUGCUACCUCAGUGCUCCUUCUAAUAUCUGACCAUUAGGAUAAGUAACAGAUGAGGCAGCUUUGCCAAAUAACAUGUUGCUAAUGAAGGGCAGGGUUUAUGGGUGGUGAAAUGGAGUUGUGCCCUAAAGUACAUAUUUGGUGAUGAGCAACAAAUGCUGGCCUUGCCAAUGAUGCUUACAUGCCAUGAAAGAAUUUUUUUAAAAUGGGGAACUUCUUGUUAAGGUGGGAUGCAAUACACCUCAAAGUUAUUGUUAUACCAUGUGAUGGGAAAGCUUAAUGGUUCUGGAAUAGUAUUGCCCCAUACCCACUCCCAGCACACUCUGCCACCCACCUCAAAAGUAAAAAUAAUGUGGACAAAUGAAUUAUACUGCUGAUGGAAAGUCCUUCACCUGCAACUCUGGGUUCAUUCAUUACCUAAAAUAUCUGUUGGUGAUCCUGUUAGUAUCCCUCCAAACAAAAUAACUUUCCAAUUGCAGUUUGCCUGAAAUGAACUGAAACAAAACUUAAAAAAUUGGAAAAACCUAGAGAUUGGGUAUCCUGCCAAACUUUCAACCGACCCUUAGCCUAAGUAGGUACUUUCAAACAUUCACCAGUAUCUUCACAAAUGUGUUUUCUAUGUAAUUAAAUGUCACAGUAAUUCUGAAAUAUCCAAUUAGUAUAAUGCAGAUGACAAAGGACAGUGAAGACCUCUGAGACCCUCCAAUCCAGCUCACUGGUGCCAUCCAUAAUUCAGUGGUGCCACUUUGAUCCCUGAUUCAAAAAAUAAAGGAAUGCAAGCUCCGUUCUACAGUAUUGAGAACAAAAUCUAGGCCAACACUGUUUUAUGAGUACUGGCAAGUUGCUGCACUGUCAGAGGUACAUUAAAUCCCAUCUUUUCCCUCAGUUAUGCAAAAACAAUAUUCCACAACUAACAUUUCUGGUCACUAUCACAUGUCUGAGAGAUCCUGCUCAUACAAAUUACCUGCUACCUUUAUUACAAUAGUGAUUACACUUCAGUUGGCUGUAAAGUAUUUGAGGAUGUGCUGAGUCUGUAAAAAGUAUCAAAUGAAGUUUCUAAACAGUUGAUCAGACUCUCAGUACCUUGUAUCUACCUGCAUGUUAUCAUUCCUUAGUGACCUAAGCUGGAAUAGUGAUGUAUUUAGAGAAUCAUGGAAUACAUACGUCACAGAAAAGCCACUUGGCCUGUUAUAGCCAUGCUGACUCAGAGCUACUCAACAAAUUCCACUCCUUGGGCUUUUCCCCAUAACCCUGUAUGUUUCUUCUUUGAUAAUUAUCCACUUUCCUUUCGAAAACCACUAUUAAAUCUGCUUCCACGAUACCAUCAGGAAUACAUUCCAGAUUUCUUAGCACUCACAUUAAAAGCUUUUUCUUUAUGCCUCUCUAGUCCUUUGCUAGUAAACUUAAAUUUUCCUGUUCUUGAACCUUCCACCAACGUGAACACUUUUCUCUAUUUAUUCUUCCUGGAAUUCUUAGGACUUUGAAUAACUCUGUGAAAUCUUCUAUAAACUUUAAAUAAAAGCAAUAUACUGCAGGUGCUGGAAAUCUGAAACAAGCCUAGAGAAUCCUGGAGAAAAUCAGCAAGUCUGGCAGUAUCUGUGGAGAGAGAAACAGUUUGUUUUAAAUCUGGUUUGACUUCUUCAGAAUCUGACGCUAUCAGACCUGCUGAGUUUCUCCGGUAUUCUCUUCAAUUAUUUCUCUCGACCUUCUCCUCUAAUGAGAACAGCCCUAGUUUCACCAGUCUAUCUCCGUAGCUGGUGUUGCAUUCCCAGAGCCAUUUUUGUGUGUAUUUUCUGUACCCUCUCCAGUCAUGUCACGUGUCAAAGUUGCUCCUUUUGAGAACAAAGAACAAUACAACACAGGAACAGGCCCUUUGCCCCUCCAAGCCUAUGCCGACGCAUUUUGUCAUUCUAUAAGAAAACUGUCUUCACUUACUCUUUCCGUCCUAUUCAUGUAUUCGUCCUGGUGCUUCUGG